UCGACGUUUAGCACUCAGUAGUUAUAGACGGAUUGUAAACAAUGCUGCUUGGCGUGAAACGGAGCAGACAACUGCUGUGUCACCGGCGCUGCCUCUUGCAGUGCCGCAAGAUUAAAUCAGAAAACGCCGCCAGAGGUGCUGCUCUGGACAGUGUCCUCUCUGCGUUCAGGUCUAUAUGUGGUGAGGACGGCGUCUCACUGGGCGAAGCUGUCAGAGAGCAGCAUGGCCGAGAUGAGUCUGUACACAGAUGCCGUCCCCCAGAUGUGGUGCUGUUCCCUCGUUGUGUGGAGGAGGUCAGCGCCCUGGCUAAGGUCUGCCACAGCCACCACCUUCCCAUCAUCCCCUUUGGCACUGGAACUGGUCUGGAAGGAGGGGUCAGCGCAGUGAAGGGAGGUGUGUGCUUCAGCCUGAGGAAGAUGGACCAGGUUCUGGAUCUCCACCAGGAGGACUUUGACGUGACGGUGGAGCCUGGUGUGACUCGGAAGUCCCUCAACGCCUACCUGCGAGACACCGGCCUGUGGUUUCCUGUUGACCCCGGAGCCGACGCCUCUCUGUGCGGCAUGGCCGCCACCAGUGCGUCGGGCACCAACGCAGUGCGUUACGGAACUAUGAGGGAAAACGUUUUAAACCUGGAGGUGGUGCUGGCGGAUGGGACCGUCAUACACACGGCUGGGAAGGGCCGACGUCCCAGGAAGACGUCGGCGGGCUACAACCUGACAAACCUGUUUGUGGGGUCAGAGGGCACCCUGGGGGUCAUCACCAAGACUACCUUGCGCCUGUACGGCAUCCCAGAGGCCAUGGUGUCGGCCGUCUGCUCUUUUCCCUCAGUCCAGGCUGCUGUGGACAGCACGGUGCAGAUCCUACAAGCGGGAGUACCCAUCGCUCGCAUCGAGUUUCUGGAUGAUGUGAUGAUUGAUGCGUGCAACAGGUUCAGCUCUCUGUCCUACCCGGUGACUCCGACUCUGUUCCUGGAGUUCCACGGCUCUGAGCGAAGCCUCGAGGAGCAGGUCAACAUAACCGAGGACAUCACUCAGAGUAACGGUGGCUCGGAUUUUCAGUGGGCUCGAGAUGCACAAACGAGGGAGCGGCUGUGGAAAGCUCGCCAUGACGCCUGGUACGCUGCGCAAGCUCUCAGACCCGGCUGCAAGGCCUAUGCUACAGAUGUGUGUGUCCCUCUCUCUCGACUGCCUCAGAUAGUAGUGGAGACAAAGGAGGACCUGAUUGAGAACGGGCUUACAGGUCCCAUAGCGGGUCACGUGGGUGAUGGUAACUUCCACUGUCUGAUGGUGUUGGACCCCAGUGACCCGGAGGAGCUGCACAGGGUCCAGCUGUUCGCUGAGAGACUGGCCAGGCGAGCCCUGGCCAUGGACGGUACAUGCACAGGGGAGCACGGGGUGGGCUUAGGGAAGAGAGUGCUGCUGCGUGAGGAGGUGGGACACAUGGCUAUCCAGGUCAUGCAGGACCUCAAGGAUGCCCUCGACCCAAAGAACCUGAUGAAUCCUGGGAAAAUUCUGCAGCCUAGAGAACUCUAAACAGUAUUUCAGUGAGAGGAGCAGUCACUCAACACAGUGACUGAUCUGCUCGCUGUUCACGGCUUGUUCAGAGACUGAUGUUUAGAUCGUAUUGCACAUGGAUGUGUUCCCUGUCAGAACAGGGCUUCUGGGUGAGACACAACAGGCAGAGACCACCCAGAAGUGAAAACUAAUAGGAUAUCAAUAGGAAGAAAGUCAAGAAUGUUUCCAUUUUUUUGUUUCCAUUUUGAAUGGAUUGUCGAGGCAGCCCAUUACUGGCCUCAUCGCUAUGGGGAUCGGCUGUUUAAUGCAAACAUUGCACUUUGCCUGACUGAGUACAGAGCCUUUUCCUUUAACUACCAAUUACUAUCACAAAAUAACCAAUCAGUAACCAAAGGCUUUGCCAAUGACUGAUUCUGCACUUUUUUAUGAAAAAUUUUGUUCUGGAAAUUGAAUAUUGUGUUAGAUGGAAUCUGUUUUUAUUUCUUCACUGUAUUUCUGCAUAUCUUGAUUAUUAAGAAAUCAUGUAAAUCUUUGGCUUAUUUGCUGCUUUUUCCUGAUUUAUAUGAUUGUAAAUUAAAUAUUAUGGGGGUUUGGACGAAUAGAAAAGCAGUGUGAAGACUUUUUUGACAUUAAAACAAUAGGUUAAUUAAAAAUAAAAGACAAUCAUUAGUUGCUGCCUUGGUAUGUAAAUGUAGCUUUGUUUGGCACAUCAUAGCGAUCACAGAUGGGUAAAGCUGCCUGACUGCCAAAGAAGUGCACAAAACAACAGCAGCCACAAUAUACAACUACGUGACACAUGUGACACAAUCCGCAUGACAACUUGCCAUCAUCAGAUGUUUAAGAUGUAACAGGAUGCCAUACAGUUUAUAAAGGAGUGUAGCAGCUGUCAUCAGAGGUUAGCUGCGGUACAGCAUGUGGAGUUUGCUACCUCCAUGUGUCAGCGAAACACAGAAAAUAAAGAAUAUUACAGGAUGGUAGUGAGACAUCACUGCUUUUUCUUACUAAACUAAACUAAACUUCUUGCGGGUGAUUUGGCUCUUUCCAAUGGGGGCACUCAAAUACGCUGCCAGU
Messenger RNA from Chelmon rostratus (copperband butterflyfish), 2585 nucleotides. RefSeq names its product lactate dehydrogenase D (gene ldhd). Lineage: Eukaryota; Metazoa; Chordata; Actinopteri; Chaetodontiformes; Chaetodontidae. Gene Ontology annotation, molecular function: FAD binding; D-lactate dehydrogenase (NAD+) activity; D-lactate dehydrogenase (cytochrome) activity. Bases 42 to 1532 code for a protein of 496 amino acids. Gene Ontology annotation, cellular component: mitochondrion. The record is from RefSeq and is a predicted model, not a curated record. Gene Ontology annotation, biological process: lactate catabolic process. The transcript has 11 exons.